Messenger RNA from Patiria miniata (bat star), 5012 nucleotides. Its product is annotated as SCO-spondin-like. Lineage: Eukaryota; Metazoa; Echinodermata; Asteroidea; Valvatida; Asterinidae. Gene Ontology annotation, molecular function: protein binding. The transcript has 20 exons. The record is from RefSeq and is a predicted model, not a curated record. The coding region runs from base 329 to 3598 and encodes 1089 amino acids.
CGCCCUCUCUAGGCAUAAGCCUGCAGUAGUAAUUUCAAGAAAAUGGAGGCAAUUUCAAUUUCGCAUUUUUACACGCAUUUUAUGGUGUGUUCAUCGAGUCGUUUUUGCAAAGUGGAAAUCAGGAAACUUCCACGGUGGUGUUUUUGGCAGUGUUUAAUGCUCAGAUGCCGUUUAUUUAAAAUGUUCCGCGUGAGAAAUGAUCUCAGACAAUGAGUUUAUUCAACUAUAACUACGUUUGGAGUUAAAUUCUGAUACGCUUCACCAGUUUCGUGAAAAAAAGUUCACAGUCAGUACUAGGCCCUUAUCCGUCGUGCCACAAAACUAAGUGAUGCUUUGUGGACAUUUUUCAAAGUCUACCUCGGCAAUAGUAUUUCUUUUGAUAUGUUCUUCAGAAUUAGUGUAUGGCGGAUGGACACCGUGGUCCAGCUGGUCUGAGUGUACCAUCAGCUGUGGGGAGGGAGCCUACACAACUCGCUCACGGACCUGCCUGGAUGAUGGGACGGCCUGCUACGGUGACUCCUUUGACGGCGACGUCUGUAACAUGGACCCCUGUCCGGUUGAUGGCAUCUGGCUGGAGUGGAGUGGAUGGACCAACUGCACUCUACCCUGUGGUUCAGGGACCAGGUACCGCCGGAGAGAGUGCCAAGAACCAAUGCACGGUGGAACACCCUGCCAGGGACCGUAUGAUGAAACAGAGGCCUGUAAUGUUGACCCCUGCCCCGUGGAUGGGAACUGGACCAUGUGGAGUGACUGGCAUGCCUGUCCUGUUUCCUGUGGAGGCAGCACCCAGACCAGGAAUCGAACCUGCAUCGGUCCGUUCUACGGAGGUCAACCCUGCGUGGGCGUCACAAGCGAAGAGAGAGGAUGCAAUCCAGAUCCUUGCCCAAUCCAUGGCGCUUGGUCUGAGUGGACCAGCUGGUCGGAGUGUAGCGUCACCUGUAACUACGGAGUCAUCACACGGCGGCGGUCAUGUGACAAUCCUGCCCCACAGUACGCAGGAGACUAUUGCUGGGGGCGUGGCUUGGAAACCAGGGAUUGUUAUCCGCUUACCUGCCCACGUAAUGGCGGCUGGUCGCCAUGGUCUGCCUGGACUGACUGUUCCCAGUCCUGUGGCUGGGGUUUUCGUCAGCGCCAGCGUACCUGUGAUAACCCUGCCCCAGCCUUCGGUGGCUACUACUGCGUGGGGUCCGAGACUGGCGGAGAAAGCUGCAUUGAGGCCCCAUGCCCUGUCGAUGCUAGCUGGGGUCCGUGGGGUGCAUGGAGUAACUGCUCCAAGCCCUGUGGGUCAGGAGGCAACCACACACGUACCAGGCUCUGUAAUUUCCCCCCGGCGCUGCAUGGUGGCAGAGACUGCGUUGGACUGAAUUGGAGUAUGGGAGAUUGCUACGUUGAUCGCUGUGAAGAUGACGGGGGUUGGUCAGAGUGGAGUGCAUGGAGUAGCUGCAGUAAGGAGUGUGAGACGGGUCUUGAGAUGCGUAACCAUACCUGCAGUAACCCACCCCCUACCCCACCGCAUGGCGAGUAUUGCCGUGGGCCGAGCAAUGAAACCAGGAUAUGCAAUACGCACAUCUGCCCAGUACACGGAGGCUGGGCCCCCUGGUCCACAUGGACUCUAUGCCCAAUCACCUGUGGGGGCGACAUUGAGACCCGCUAUCGCAUCUGCACUAAUCCCCCGCCGUUGUUUAACGGCGACGACUGCGCGGGAUCGCCCAAUGAGGAGAGAGCGUGCAGCACCAAUGGAUGCCCCGUUGAUGGUGCUUGGACGACCUGGUCGACUUGGGCAGUCUGUUCCACUAGCUGUGGAGGGGGGAAUACCUCCCGGAUCCGUACGUGCACCAACCCGGCCACUAUAUGGGGAGGGACUCCGUGUCCUGUGACCGACCCCAGUCAAGAAUGGAACGACUGCAAUAUGUUUCCUUGCCCAAUUCACGGUGGUUGGUCCGCCUGGUCGGACUGGCCAGAGUGCCCAGUCACAUGUGGUGGCUUUGAGCUGCUACGAGACAGGGAAUGUACCAACCCUGUGCCACAUCAUGGAGGGGAUGCCUGCCCAGGCGAUGCGCAGGAAACCUACCUCUGCAGUGAUAACCCUUGCCCAGUAAACGGCAGUUGGACGCAGUGGUCGUCCUGGAGCGAGUGCAGCGUGUCCUGUGAGGGCGGUAUGCAGUCCAGGCAACGCACCUGUGCUGACCCGGCCCCCGCUCAUGGUGGAGCCUAUUGCCAUGGCAACUGGACCGAGGAGGACAUUGGCGAGCAGAUGGAAAUGGAAGUGAAGGGAUGCAACUUCCAGAUGUGCCCAAUUGACGGAGGUUUCACCGAGUGGACAGAGUGGCCGAUUUGCCCGGUAUCCUGCGGAGGGGCAACCAUCUACCGCCGUCGCAACUGCACCAACCCCGUCCCUAAGCACGGCGGUCUGGAUUGCUCGGGAAGCAAUGAGAGUCACCAGAUCUGUAACGGUGAUGUUCAGUGUCCAAUUCAUGGUAACUGGGGGCGUUGGCUGGACUGGGCCCCUUGCUCCAAACUUUGUGAGAAUGGCACGACGUCCCGCAUCCGUCUGUGCAACGACCCGUCACCUCUAUACGGUGGGGAUAGAUGCGAGGGGAGCAUGCAGGAGGUGACGAUCUGCAACACUCAUAGAUGUUCUGUUCACGGUGGUUACUCCCUGUGGACAUCAUGGAGCCAGUGCACCAAGUCCUGCGGGGGAGGACAGACCGAGCGGACUAGAGACUGCACCAACCCCACCCCGGCGUUUGGCGGGAACCCCUGCGUUGGACCAAACAUAGAGAAACGGUUGUGUGCUGCCUUCUACUGCCCAGUCGACGGUGGUUUUUCUUCCUGGGGUGAGUGGACGCCAUGCCCAGUCACCUGUGGUGGAGCCAUCAUCAACCGUACCCGGGCCUGUACCAACCCAAGCCCACGCCAUGGCGGUCAGCCCUGCCAGGGACCCAUAGAAUCAUCCACCUUGUGUGCUGGCACCCCAUGCCCAGUCGAUGGUGCCUGGACACCCUGGAGUCAGUGGUCACAGUGCUCAGCUACGUGCGGCGACGGACAAGAAAUGAAGAGGAGGAAUUGUUCAGAGCCCUCCCCUGCCUAUGGGGGGUCUGAGUGCCUGGGGGAGGGGUACAGGGCGGUCAUGUGCUACAAUGACAACCAAUGCCCAGUUUUACCGACUCCUCCAUCUAACCUCAACUUCUCUGUAUCCGUGACCGAUGCUGGCCUAGUGUCCGUCUACGUCAGCUGGGAUCCAGCAGAGAGUGACGAAGCUACCACGGAUUACUUUGUUGUACAGGCCAAACGGAUCCCCACCCAAGGUGUUCCCAAGGGCAACGCCUCAGCCUAUGAGUGGCUGGCAUUCGGUACCGUCAUGGGGGUCCAUCAUAGCGUACCUAUCAGAGAUACUGGUCAGACUAAAGCAGGGUUAUUUGAAGGUGACUUCAAGGUGCGCAUUAUUGCUGGUAACCAGCAUGGGGAGACCAGCUCUGAUGAAUAUUCAUUCAAUGUUGUGAAAUAUCUACUUGGAGGAUCGGUACAUACAGUAUUUCACGUCAGUCCUGUAAUUAUGACUGCUGUAGUGGUGGUCACUUACUUUCUCUGCCUUUAGGUAUAAAGACAGCAAAGUAGGAAAUUUAGGCCGCAUCCCAAAGACUGUCUAGAGCUAUUUUUCAGGGCUUUGCCCCUUACAACUAUAAGAGAAUACCCCGACAAUGGACCCUGUGCACAAGUACCCUCUGAACAGUUACAAAGUUGGAGAUAUUCAAGCGUAUGAUCAGAUGCUGACGCAAAGAUGCUAUGGCUUCGUGCACACUGAGAAAAAAAUCAAUAAUGUGUACUAACUACUUCAUGCUAUACAUGUGUGACUGACGUGAACCACUUUGGGCAGGCAGUGAGUCCCAUCCACUGGGCAUUCGAAAGUGCAAAAAGCGCCCUCUCUUGUUCAUGCUCGGAGCCCACAUCCAUAGCUCUGGAAGCUGGUUUUGGACAAGGCCAUACUCUCCGCAACGUUCUGCGUGUAAUGCAUCAUAGGGUAUGGAUUUUGAAAACUGUCGAUGCUGCUUGUUUCUGAAGAGCAGGAAUAGUGUGAAAUGGAGGGGAUUGGUUGUGACUGUUGCAUUCCUGAUUCCGAUUGGCCAAACAAAUUCCAGAUGAUCGUAGCUCUUUCAAUUCCAAUCUGAGCGCGCGGCUGUCCUGUUAAACUCUGAAUCAAGGAUCAAAUAAAUGUGUGUAUUGAGAACUAAACAGGGAAAUUUUACUGUAUAGGCCAUAUUUGUCAGCCCUAUUCUUGGUAAAAUCGCUAGAAAAAUCCUAUUUAUUGAAACAGUUUAGUAACUACUUAAAAUCUUUAAACAAAAAUUGGUAAAUAUGGGAGGAAUUUUUAGCUGUAGCAAUAUGUAAAAUCAAUAACCUUUGAUCCGAUUCACGUCAGUUUAUUCCCUGAAAAUAGCAUCUUAACCACAGAGAUGCCACUUUUCAGGUUUUAACCUGUACUCAGUUUUUUUUUCUUCAAAAUAUGUGACAAAUUAAAAGUGCUGGAUUUGGUCAGAAACAUCCAGAAACCCAUUUUUUGAAAGAAGGUAAGGCUGGUUUCAGGUUUUUAGUAGUGUUUCAGGCUUUUUUUGAUAUAUUGGUGGGAUCUCUGUUACCAGUUCAUGCCAGGAUUGCACGUGCCCGCGUUCUCCCCUGUAGUUACGCCACUGAUCAGAACGAAUGCAAUUCCAGAAGCUUUGCCCAUCCUUAUACAUGUAUAUAUGUGUACGUUACUUAAGGUCUCUUGCCUACUUUUUAACAAAUAUUUUUCUUCAUGAUCAAUUGGCCAGUGCAACAAAAUGCAAAAUGUUGACCUCCCAACUCUGUGUAUAUAUAGUUUACAAAGUUUUAAUCAGUUAAAAUAUUCUAAUUGGUUCAUGGUGCUACUUGCAUUGAUCAUUAAUUGCCUGGAAUAUCAAUGCAAACAUUGUAUAGAGUUUAUUUAAAAAUUAUUUCUAUUUAUUUUAUAAACAUAAACUUUAAGAAUUUGA